This is a messenger RNA of Seminavis robusta, 795 nucleotides long. Lineage: Eukaryota; Bacillariophyta; Bacillariophyceae; Naviculales; Naviculaceae. The record is from the annotation of a GenBank genome assembly.
AUGAAGGAAGUCCAGUGCCUGCCAGGUGCGCAAGAAACGUUAAACCACGUAGGCUCUGGUACUCAGUCAACGUCGGAAGCUAUUCGACCGUCGUCCUCGAAUGCCUCCCAGAUUGAUCCUCUGUCCAUUGAUCCGACUCUGAACCAAGCGUCCCCGUGGUCUACGGUAGUAGGAGACAGACCUCCUUUUGUGCCUCACUUUGGCAUGGAGAGUUCUGGUGGCGGCAGUGGCAGUGGUGGGACACCCGAAGGAACUUCAGCAGCUGGUUCGGCCUCUUCUCCCAGUGGCAGCGCGGCUGUCUCUAUACUGCAACAACAACACAGCAACAACAACUUGUCGUCGACUAGUUCUCCAGUGGGAGGAGGCUCUGUCUUGCCCAUGGACACUAAUGGGAACUCUGACGUUUUGGCAUCCCCGCUGUCGACGGGUUCUAGUAUUUUUAAUUCGUCGACUGCCCCCAAUUCGCCCGCUGUCAACGGCCACCCGUCUGUGUCGCCUGUGCGAUCCUUUCGGCCAUCCAACUCGACCAUCAGUACUGGCAACAACCCAAGCAGUGGAACCCCUGGGCCACGACGACUGCGGUCUCAAACCAACUUUCAAGUGAGAUCUGUUCUGGACAGUACAACCUCUAUGGAAAGUGACGACGAUGAUGGUCUGCCUGGACUGGACAGAACCUUUGACAGUCUCGCUUCUUCAGUACAACAGCUAGAAGAAACUUGGGAACAAGUAGACCAAGACCAUGAUGAAGAAGAUGAGGACAAGACGACGAGGACGAAGUUGAUGGAGAUUCCGUGA